This is a messenger RNA of Aureobasidium melanogenum CBS 110374, 3450 nucleotides long. RefSeq lists its product as uncharacterized. The transcript has a single exon. The record is from RefSeq and is a predicted model, not a curated record. The coding region runs from base 1 to 3450 and encodes 1149 amino acids. NCBI's taxonomy places the organism in Eukaryota, Fungi, Ascomycota, Dothideomycetes, Dothideales, Saccotheciaceae.
AUGACUCGUUCUUUGCUUGCUCUUGGCCUUCUGGGCCCUGCUGCACUUGUGGCAGCUUCUCCUGGCUCUGUCCAGACCUUCACUAUCACAAGCACAUCUUGGUCGACUAUCACAGCGUGUCCCACGGCCGUUGUCUCUCUUUGUGCUGCUUCUUGCAACGCUUCACCCUACACUUUAGGUGUCGAUGUCAAAUAUGGCGGCAACGACAACGCUGUCGCUGCCACAGCCACUGUUAGUCGUUCUGCUGUGCCCAAUCCCAGUCAGGCAUUGAGCAAUGGCUCUGGCUCUGGCUCUGGCUCCGGCUCUGGCUCCGGCUCUGGCUCCAGCUCUGGAUCUGGUAGCGGAUCUGUCAACGGCUCUGGCAGUGGGUCUGGCAGUCCUCAGGGCUCUGCCAAUGGCUCUAGCAAUUCUCAAGGUUCGAACAAUGAGCAAGGUACAAUCACUGUCGUCGACGGAAAGACUGUCACCAUCUACGAAGGUUCUACCUCCGUCUUGACCGCUGGAGCUGUCUACACCACGGACGUCGUAUACCCCUCCAGCGUUUCGUGUAGCGCGGGGGAGACUGUCAUUGUCUCUGGAGAGACUAUCGUGGCCACCCAAGCUACUACUAUUUAUGAUUGUCCUUGCACCAAAGCUCGAACUCUGACCGUCGGUGGAAGCUACACCACCAGUGACAUCUACCCUGAGUCUAUGAGUUGCUCCGGAGGUGAGACAGUUGUAAUCGAGGGGUCUACAGUAGUUGUACCUGGACCGACCGUCAUUACCAACUGCCCUUGCACUAAGCCUACUACGAUCUUUGUUCCUGGAGCCACCACGACUCUCGCUGGCACCACAAUCACUGAGAACACUGCUGCAUCUUCCACUGGAAGCGUUGCAGCAUCAUCCGCUGCUUCUAUUUCUGGCUCAGCUGCCAUCACUAGCGGUGCCCUCAGCUCUUCGUCUGGGUCAGUCGCAUCUGGCUCUUCCUCUGCUGCCGUCAGUGGUAGUGCCACCUCGGCAAUCAACCCUCCAGGCACAUCUUCUGCUGCUACCUCAUACCAGACCGCUACUGAUGGCAUCAACUUCUUGGUUCAGAAGGGCUUGAACUACAACGGUACUCCUCUCAGCAUCAAUGCCAAGAGACAAGCUGUCAACACACUCUCGACCUGUCUGAACGCCUGCGCUGGCUCGUCCCUCUGCGUGGCGACUUCGUUCAACACUGAUACAUCCGCCUGCUCGUACUUCAGUGACAUUGACCAGAGCAGUCGACACGCUCAAAGCGAGAUCGUUUUCGCUAUCGCCACCUCCCGACUUGCUGUCCAGUCUUCUUCGACCGCAUCUUCAGGCUCAGCAAGCAGUGACAUUAGUGGCGCAGCCUCGACAUCUGGAGCUACAAACGUUUCAUCCGGCUCCUCAUCUACGGUGAUUGGAUCUUCCACUGAGAGUGCCAGCAUGAGCACAUCUUCUAUUGCUUCGCAGUCCGGCUCUUCCAUGUCUCAGACGGCAUCGCAAUCAGGCUCGACCGUCUCUCCCGCAUCUCAAUCGGGCUCGGCAACUUCUGCAUCUCAAUCAGGCUCGACUGUGUCUUCCGCGUCUCAAUCAGGCUCAGCUGUUCCUUCUGCAUCCCAGUCAGGCUCGGCAGUCUCUUCUGCAUCAUCUACAUCGCAAUCCAGCCUCAGCUCUUCCGCCGCUGCCUCAUCUUCCCAAGGUUCCGGCACCUCGUCCCAGUCCACUGCAAGCUCUGAUACCUCCGCUCUUUCAUCUCUUAGCUCCAAAACUCAGUCGGCCUCAGGCACUUCGACCCAGUCGGUCUCAGAUACCUCGUCCUCGGUCCAGUCAUCUUCUGCAACCUCAACUGAAUCUGUCUCCUCGGGCUCAAGCUCUUCAGCAGCCAUCACUUCGGCUCCAAGUGCCAGUAUCAGCGCUGCUAGUUCCAGCACUGGCUCGGGAUCGUCCAAUGGUACAACAGCUGCAGCAGCACCUACAACAGCGCCUUCCCUAGAGGUUUCUAACGAGCCUCUUCCAUCUUGCGCUGACUCCAGCGCGAAUGCAAGCCAGCAAUGCUCAAGCGACUCAGGCACCGUCUAUGCUGUCACUGGAGGCUCUGCAUACACGGGUCAGACUUUCGAUACUUCCAGCAUUACCCUCGAUGAUGACGGCAAUGAGAUUACCGGAAGCAAGUUGAAGAAGCGUGCUUUUGCACCAUCCCUUCGCGCUUGUCUCAGAUUCUGUGAUCGUUACUCCGGAUGCAAGGGUGCCAACUUCUUCAGUGGCGGCCAGUGUACCAUUUUCAGCAUCAUCACUGGCACUACCCGUAACCCCAAUGCCUUUGCUGCUAUCUUCGUUGCUACCGCUCAACAAGCUGCCGCUUCGAGCUCUCAGUACAGCGUUACUGCAACCAUGACCUCGUCCUCUGCUUCUUCAUCUGCUGCACCUACCUCUGCUAGCAUUACAUCUUCCUCCGCUGGAGCAUCUUCAUCGUCUGCAACUGCGUUAAUGACCUCGUCCAGCGCAUCGCUUUCAUCAAGCGCUUUUGUCUCGUCGUCAGUUGUUGUUGGCUCUUCCGUCUCGUCUUUCUCAAGCUCAGCCACUUCCUCCGUCGUUGGUUCCGCCAGCUCAUUGCCACCCGCAUCAGGAAACAGCACCACAAGUCUUGGCAGUUCUACUGGCUCUUCUCUCUUGAGCACCUCGGCCAUCUUCCCUACUGGCAAUGCAACUAGCACUUCCGGACCAACUGCAUCAGCGGGUAUGACUACAUCGUCUGCUUUCGGCUCUUCUAGCUCUGCAGCUUCUCUCUCGAGCAACAGAACCAUGACCACUCCCUCUGUUGAGAGCUCAUCUAGCUCUGCUGUCUUCACAACGGGCAACAGUACCACCAUAUCUACUGGUACUGGCGCUUCCAGCACUGCCGAACCCUCGUCUAUUUUCUCCGCUAGCAAUUCUACUACCUCAUCAAUCCCAUACACCACUUCCAGCAGUGCUCCAUUCUCUAGCAGCAAUACGACAUCUUCUGUAGUAGUGUCUACCGGUGGUAUGACAGCUUCCUCUCUCCUCAGCUCAUCCUCUGCGAUCUACACCAUGGGCAAUUCUACUACCACUGCCUCGGCUGGACCAACUGCCUCAGGUGCUUCAGCCACAUCCUCCUCCAGCCCCAGUGCUUUCUAUACGAUGGGUAACAGCACAGCUACAACUGGACCUACUGGCACUGGGUCACUCAGCUCAGCUACUCUUUCUAGCUCAUUGAGCAGCACAAUGUCUGUCAUGAGCAACAGCACGUCAUCCGCUCAGCAAUCAAGCACCAUUCCAUCCGUGUCAAGUUCAUCCAGCAGCGCACCCUUCCAAAUGACCAACUCGACCAGCACUUCUUUGUCAAGCUCUCGACCUUCAUCUGGCCUUCAGGAAGCAUCUUUCAACUCGACUAUGAGGCGUCGCGCCAACCUCGGUUUUUUCCACGCUCAAGGUGCCAAAUAG